This is a messenger RNA of Coprinopsis cinerea okayama7#130, 957 nucleotides long. RefSeq lists its product as hypothetical. Lineage: Eukaryota; Fungi; Basidiomycota; Agaricomycetes; Agaricales; Psathyrellaceae. The transcript is spliced from 4 exons. The record is from RefSeq and is a predicted model, not a curated record. Bases 1 to 957 code for a protein of 318 amino acids.
AUGUAUCUUCCAAGGAGGGAUUUAGGAACAGGCGGUUCAGUUCUUGGUAGCCUUCCCGAUGGAAGAGUUAUCGAGGCCUCUUCGUCCCCCUCUAGCAUAGGAUGGGGAACGGGAACCAUUAUUGCUGUCGCUUUCUCAGUGGCCGCCUUCAUCAUCUUGUCCAUCGGAUUCUGUUUCCUCGUGAGGAAAACUCGGCCUUUCCCUUUGCGAUUCCAGUCUUCCGCGACAGAAAAGGUUCUCUGGUCUCCCAUUACCUCGCUCGAUCCGACUCCUCUUCCCAGCCCCACUCGCUCUAUGAUCUGGUCCGAGAAGCGCGACAGCAGUAGGCGCAACACAGCGUACGUCGAGGACGCAGACAGCUCUUUCAGCGCCACCAAGAUGGACAUUGUCGAGAAUGGGAAACACAUCGUCAUCGAAUUCGAUCAAGUCGGAGGCCGGUCGGCGGCCAUGCAGACUCCUUCACCCCGAGAUAGCCAGGUCCUCGACUCCACGCCCAACGAGCUGUUGGAGGUGCCCCAAGUUGACGACGAAGAUGUCGUUAGCAAGGAGUCGGAAUAUUCGCAACCUUCACCUCCUAAUUGUAUCUCUCCUCUCCCUUUGAGCCCGAGAUUGGCGAGGCUUCCGUCUGUGAAGUACCUUCCAUCGGCUCGAGUUUCCCAAGUUAUCAGGCCAAGUCCCGUUGACGCCAAUACUACCUGGGGCUGUCGCGUUCACAUCUGCGAUACCCCCGUGCAAGAGGGCACCGAUACAGGGGACUUCGGAUUCGUCAGCUCAAAUCCCAAGGAAGAAAGCCCACUCAGCAUCAGUGUCGAAGCCGCAUCCAUCCUCGAGAAACGCAUGACUCUCGCCGAAAGGCGCAGUGGGCUCUUCCUCCCCAACGAGUUUCCUCAUCUAUUCGCGGAUCGUGCUAGGCGUGCGAGUUCUCUUCGGAACUCUGCUCUCGUACGACCUGUCUGA